AUGUUCGCCAAAAGCCAUGUCCACAGCCAUCACAAACACCUCAAAUGGUCCAACAAACAACCACCCGUCCUGACCGUCUCGUCCGGUGACGUGGUUACCUUCGACCUGAUCGAUAGCAGCAACGGCCAAAUCACCGUCGACUCCGACACCUCUUCUCUCGAUUCCUUCAAGCUGGAACUCGCCGAUCCUGCCAUUGGUCCCGUAUACAUCCGCGACGCCGAACCGGGCGAUGCACUCAAAGUCGAGGUCUUGUCGCUAGAAACGGGAAACUGGGGUUGGACAGCCGUCGUGCCUGGGUUUGGUCUUCUAGCGGAUGAUUACAAGCAGCCUGAUUUGAAAAUUUGGAAUUUCGACCCCGAGGCUGGGUAUGCCGAGUUGAAACCUGGUGUGCGUGUACCCUUGCGGCCGUUCCUAGGGAUAAUGGGUAUUGCGCCGGGUGCCGAUGGCGAGUUUUCGACUAUUCCGCCUACUGUCGUGGGAGGGAAUAUUGAUUGCCGUGAUAUGGUGGUUGGUUCCGCGCUGUAUCUACCGAUUCAGGUGCCUGGUGCGUUGUUUAGUUGUGGUGACGGCCAUGCAGCGCAAGGUCACGGGGAAGUCUGCGGAACAGCCAUUGAGACGAACAUGAAGGCUAAAAUACGUCUGACGGUCUGUAAGAACCAUCCCUGGGUUCGGUCACCGCAUUUGUCGCUCCCACCUCAGUCGCCCGCCCCAGUCGCGUUUCCGGAUAAAGGGCAAUAUGCUACCAUGGGGCUGGACGCGGAUGUAUUGCAGGCUACUCGCAAAGCGACGCAAUCUAUGAUUGAAUGGUUGGUGGCUACUAAGGGAUUGACACGAACAGAAGCGUAUAUCCUGGCUAGUGUUGCUGGCGAUUUGAAACUUGCUGAGGUUGUCGAUAUGCCGAACCAUGCUGUUACGAUGAGCAUGCCAUUGAAUGUCUUUAUUUAA
This is a messenger RNA of Talaromyces amestolkiae, 945 nucleotides long. RefSeq lists its product as uncharacterized. The record is from RefSeq and is a predicted model, not a curated record. The transcript has a single exon. Bases 1 to 945 code for a protein of 314 amino acids. Lineage: Eukaryota; Fungi; Ascomycota; Eurotiomycetes; Eurotiales; Trichocomaceae. Gene Ontology annotation, molecular function: hydrolase activity, acting on carbon-nitrogen (but not peptide) bonds, in linear amides.